AUGACAGGUAUUGAUUCUAACAUUAUUGUUCACAAGUUGCAGGUUGACCCUGAUUACCCACCGGUCAGGCAAAAAAGACGUAAAUUCGCACCCGAUCGCAACAAGGUGAUAAAUGAGGAGAUACAAAAACUAAUCGACGUGGGAUCAGUCAGAGAGGUUGACUAUCCUGACUGGUUAGCAAACGUAGUAGUUGUGAAGAAGAAGAAUGGAAAAUGGAGGGUAUGUAUCGACUUUACUGAUCUCAACAAGGCAUGUCCGAAGGAUUCGUUUCCACUUCCUCACAUUGACAUGAUGGUAGACGCAACAGCUGAACAUGAAUUGUUGAGUUUCAUGGAUGCUUUCUCUGGUUAUAACCAAAUCUUAAUGCAUCCCAAUGAUCAAGAAAAAACAUCAUUCAUAACUGAGCGAGGGACUUUUUGCUACAAAGUCAUGUCGUUCGGACUAAUGAAUGCAGGGGCCACGUACCAACGGCUGGUCAAUCGAAUGUUUUCCGACAUGCUUGGAAAGACGAUGGAAGUUUACAUUGACGACAUGCUUGUCAAAUAUUUAGCAGCAGAGAAUCACCUCGAUCACCUCAAGCAAGCAUUCCAGACGGAGGAAUGCGAAGAAGCGCUAAGACAACUCAAGAGCUAUCUCAGCUCCCCUCCACUCCUAGCAAAGCCUAAGGAUGGAGAAACGUUGUACAUGUAUCUGGCAGUUUCAGAAGUAGCGGUCAACGUCGCACUAGUUCGAGAAGAUGAAGGAAAGCAACAACCGAUUUACUACGUUUCGAAGACAUUGCUAGAUGCUGAAACAAGAUACACUCAGCUGGAAAAAUUGGCCUUAGCGCUUGUCACAGCAGGACGCAAGCUCAGGCCCUAUUUCCAGUGUCAUCCCAUAGUGGUGCUAACCCAAUACCCACUCCAUAGCAUUCUACACAAACCGGAACUUUCUGGACGCAUGACCAAAUGGGCUGUUGAGCUCAGUGAAUACGACAUAACAUAUCAACCGAGGACAGCCAUCAAGUCACAGGUAUUGGCAGAUUUUAUUGCUGACUUUUCUUGUGUUGGACAGGUACAAGCUGAAAAGGAAUUAUUAUGCUUAAACGAGCAAACCAACUCGACAUGGAUGCUAGCAGUAGAUGGAUCAAGCAAUAGUAAGGGGAGUGGCCUAGGAAUCGUCCUUACCUCCCCUCAAGGAGAUGUUAUGCAGCGGGCGAUCAGAUGUGACUUCAAACUUACCAACAAUGAGGCUGAAUACGAGGCGUUGAUCGCUGGGCUAGAUCUAUCCAUUGAGUUGAAUGCCAAAACCAUUGAAGUCAUGUCAGAUUCUGAACUUAUCGUAAACCAACUCAACGGGUCAUACCAGGCCAAAGAUUCAAAAAUGGCAUCCUAUCUCAAGAUUGUUCAAGAUAAGAUUUCAAGAUUCACAAAAUUCACCAUUAACCAACUGCCGAGACUAGAGAACAACCACGCCGAUGCUCUUGCUAAUCUCGGCUCAUCCAUUCAAAUCAAAGAUGGAGUCACCAUUCCUGUGGUGAUAAUGCAAUGGCCAGCGACAUGGAAACCCAACGAAGAUGUAAAAAGUCUGAAUGAACAAGACAACUGGAUGACGCCAAUAAUGCAGUACCUAGAGGAUGGAACCCUACCACAUGACAAGAACGAGUCAAGAAAACUAAGAGCUAAAGCGGCCAGAUUUACACUAUACAAUGGGAAACUCUAUAGACGAUCAUUCUCAGGGCCAUUACUCAGAUGUCUAUUACCAGCUGAAUCCAAUUACAUUCUCCAAGAGCUACAUCAAGGUGAAUGCGGAAACCACUCAGGCCAUCGGAGUUUAUGCAACAAAGCUCUAACAAUAGGCUACUAUUGGCCAACCAUGCGAGCGGACUCCUAUAAUUUUGUUCAACAAUGCGACAAGUGCCAAAGGUUUGCUCAAAUAUCUCAUUUACCUCCAGAGAAGCUCCACUCUUCACUUACACCAUGGCCAUUUAUGAGAUGGGGGAUGGACAUUGUAGGCAAGAUGCCAACUGCUCCAGGGCAGAGGGUAUUCAUGCUAGCCUUAACUGACUACUUCUCCAAAUGGGUAGAAGCUGAAGCCUUCGCACAAGUUAGAGAUCGAGAGGUAAAAAACUUUAUCUGGAAAAAUAUAAUAUGCAGGUUCGGAAUUCCAAAGGAGAUAGUUACGGACAACGGUUCACAGUUCAUAAGCCAAGACUUCCAAAGCUUUUGUGCAGAAUGGGGGAUACAAUUAUCAUUCUCAACACCACGAUACCCUCAAGCAAACGGACAAGCAGAAUCAACCAACAAGACAAUAGUCAACACACUCAAAAAAACUUCUAGAGAAAGCCAAAGGGAGAUGGGCAGAUGA
Cannabis sativa is the source of this 2346-nucleotide messenger RNA. RefSeq lists its product as uncharacterized. Gene Ontology annotation, biological process: DNA integration. The record is from RefSeq and is a predicted model, not a curated record. NCBI's taxonomy places the organism in Eukaryota, Viridiplantae, Streptophyta, Magnoliopsida, Rosales, Cannabaceae. Gene Ontology annotation, molecular function: RNA-DNA hybrid ribonuclease activity; nucleic acid binding. The coding region runs from base 1 to 2346 and encodes 781 amino acids. The transcript is spliced from 2 exons.